Molecule: messenger RNA, 683 nt
Organism: Oncorhynchus nerka (sockeye salmon)
Lineage: Eukaryota; Metazoa; Chordata; Actinopteri; Salmoniformes; Salmonidae
Product: serine protease inhibitor Kazal-type 1-like
Exons: 4
Coding region: 62-304 (80 amino acids)
Molecular function (GO): serine-type endopeptidase inhibitor activity; protein binding
Source: RefSeq, a predicted model, not a curated record
UAUAAAUACGGCUCCGGUGGCUGGGAGCGUCACCUGCCUACGCACCUUCACAACGGAUAGAAUGUGGAACUUUACACUUCUGACGCUUUGCCUUCUCAGUGUUGCCGUUUUGGCACGAGGAGCGAGUCUCCCAGACGGAACCACAGAGGCUGACUGUUCCCAGUACAACUUGCCCAUGUGUCCCCGCAACUUCGAGCCAGUGUGUGGAAGCGACGGCACCAACUACUCUAAUGAAUGCAUGCUGUGCUUUCAGAACAUGGAGCGGAAGAGUAACAUUCUCAUCCGGAGUAAAGGAGAGUGCUGAACCAGACAUGACCGUCCAUUGUCUCAGCGACACACCUGGCUCCCUCAACAUUACUUUAAACCACUUCCUGUUGCCUUGUCAAAACACUGACGUCUCUUCUAUUGCGUUCUAAACGCUGAGGAGACGGUAAACGAUUUGUCUCAAGUGUCUCUGUAUACUUUGAGCCGUUUCCUCGGCACCUGAUUCCUUCUCCAAACCUUAUGGGCUCCCUGUUUGUCUUCUGUAGAGCACUUAACCCCCUAGUCUUUAAGACUUGUGUAGCAAAAUUGAAAAUUGAAAUUAAAAAUACAAAAUUGUAUUUUUAAAUGGGGUAAUCUUUAUUGUGUUUUUACUUGGCCAUCUUUUAAAAAUCUGUAAUUAAAACAAUAUUUGGAAAGUU